Messenger RNA from Lonchura striata (white-rumped munia), 888 nucleotides. The record is from RefSeq and is a predicted model, not a curated record. NCBI's taxonomy places the organism in Eukaryota, Metazoa, Chordata, Aves, Passeriformes, Estrildidae.
AUGCGGCGUGAGCUGGGGAACGGCGGCAGGGAGCUGCGAGCGGCGGAGGAGGACUCCAGCAACUCCUUCAUCUGCGUCCUGAAGAAGAUGAAGGAAGUGCGGCUGGUGGAGGAGGCCGUGCAGGAGACGGAGGAGUCCUUCACCCAGAGCAUGGAGGCCCUGGCUGAGCAGUGGAGGGACCUGCACGCCAGGAGGGCCCAGCUGAAAGCACACGUGGUGGCAUCGGGGGCGACUGUAAAGGAGAAGGAAAGGCUACGAACCCAAGCUCUGAAGAAAGCCAAAGAAGAGAAAGAGGAGAAUUCAAAAAAGGAGAGUGAGGUCUUGAGGGCUAGGAUGGAACUGGAAGCCCUGAGGAAACAGCACCAGAAGCUCUCAAAGAAAUUGCAGAAGUACUCCCUGUUCAAGAGGUACCUGGAGGAUGUGGUGGAGAACUCACAGUUCCAUGACAUCGAUGACCUCAUCACCUACUACAAGGCCCUGCUGAGGACACGCAAGGACCUGCUGCAGUCCCAGUGGUGGCAGCGGCAGCUGACGGAGCAGGGCAAGAGCCUGCAGCAGCAGAUCAGGGCAGAGAAGGAGGCUGAGAUGCUUCAGUGCAAGAACGACCUCCUGCAGCUCAAGGAAUCUUUUGAGCAGGCUCAGAGUGACAUCCGCCAGUGGGAGGAUCGCUGGGCCGAGCUGCAGGACAGGGCUGCCAGGAAGGCCACGGAGCUGAAGUGCCUCACCAUGGCCAUCCACAGCCUGUUCCAGGCCGCCAGCGCGCGGCUGCAGCCGCAGGGCAGGGUGGCAGCUGGGGACAGCCACAGGCAGCUGGACACGAUCCAGCAGUUCAUCCACGACCUCCAGGACUUCACGGAGGACAUGAAGGAGCGUGGCCGAGCUCUGUGA